AUGGCACCGCACAAGUCUUCACAAAAAAGCAUAGGAGAAAGACGUUCGCGAAGUCGAAGUAGAUCUUCUCAUAGAAGAAGAGAGGGGAGACGUCAGCGAAGUCGAAGUAGAUCUUCGCAUAGAAGAAGAGAAGAGAGACGUUCGCGAAGUCGAAGUUCACAUCGCUCACGGAAUUAUUGUCGCCACCGCAGAGACAAAAAGGACCGUUUCAGGUACGAGACGAGAGGGACAAGUCACGGCAAGGAAGAUGGAAGUCCUCAGAGGGCUCAUAGUACACCAAGUCCUUCAUUCAACAGCUCAACGAGUCGUGAGUCUGAUUUUGCCAAGUUGGCUGAAGUUUUGUCAGGUAUUGUCACUACAGGUUCCAAGCGAUCAAAUUAUAUUAAUGAAAGAAUAUUGCCUGAAUUUGAUCCGGAAAUAAAAAAUUUUUCUGCCAGAGAUUGGGUACAAAAGGUUGACAUGUGCGGGGAAAUGUACGACUGGGAUAAUAAAACAAAGUGA
This is a messenger RNA of Belonocnema kinseyi, 501 nucleotides long. Its product is annotated as serine/arginine-rich splicing factor 4-like. The record is from RefSeq and is a predicted model, not a curated record. The coding region runs from base 1 to 501 and encodes 166 amino acids. The transcript has a single exon. Lineage: Eukaryota; Metazoa; Arthropoda; Insecta; Hymenoptera; Cynipidae.